Messenger RNA from Doryrhamphus excisus (bluestripe pipefish), 7039 nucleotides. NCBI's taxonomy places the organism in Eukaryota, Metazoa, Chordata, Actinopteri, Syngnathiformes, Syngnathidae. The record is from RefSeq and is a predicted model, not a curated record.
CAUUAAGGUAGGUUUCACGUUCAAAGUAUCAAGGCAGGAAGCGAACUGACUGCAGGGAUGCCAUCGAUCCAGCUACAUUAGAAUCUUGCAUAAAAAUGGAGGAAACGUCCCGGGAUACGUGGUGGUGUAGCUUCCAAGUUUCGGAACCUCCAUUUGAAGUUCGAGUCUCAUGUGAAUGAGUGACGGAAUUGUUGCAAAAACUUACCGGAAAUGAUUCUUUGAACGCCACUUACUUGGGCUUUUACUUUUUUUUUUCACCGCAUCCCCACCAACACCGACUCUGCUGUCCGACUCAGGCAGAGUUGAAUCGUUCGUGUCGUCUGGCCUCGUGCCCUUCCAUCGGUGUCGGCGUACGAUGGCGCGGUGGGACGCUGAGGGCUGCAGCGGGAGACUGUGAUGUCCGAGCCAAACAGCCCGGGUGAGAGCCGGCGUGGCGCUCCCAGAUUCUUCGUGGGUUGCGAAGACGAUGAGAGCGAGGUCUUGGAGGAUAGCAUAAGGACCGAAAUGGAACUGUAUGAGGACGACGAAGACACGGACUCGCCACCAGAGCAACAGAUCGUGGUGGGGAUCUGCUGCAUGAUGAAGAAGUCCAAGUCCAAGCCAAUGACCCAGAUACUGGAGAGACUGUGCAGGUUCGAGUACAUCACCGUGGUCAUCUUUCCGGAGGACGUCAUCCUCAAUGAGCCAGUGGAAAAUUGGCCGCUGUGUGACUGCCUCAUCUCCUUCCACUCCAAAGGAUUUCCACUCGAUAAAGCCGUGAGCUACGCCAAGCUAAGAAACCCUCUACUCAUCAAUGACCUGAACAUGCAGUACUAUAUUCAGGACAGGAGGGAAGUAUAUCGCAUCCUACAGGAAGAGGGAAUAGAUCUGCCACGCUAUGCUGUGCUGAAUCGUGACCCAGAUAAGCCAGAUGAGUGUAACCUGGUUGAAGGAGAAGACCACGUGGAGGUGAACGGAGAGAUAUUCCAGAAGCCUUUCGUCGAGAAGCCCGUCUGUGCCGAGGACCACAAUGUCUACAUCUACUACCCGACGUCUGCCGGUGGCGGCAGCCAACGUCUCUUCAGAAAGAUCGGGAGCAGAAGCAGCGUGUAUUCGCCAGAGAGCAGCGUGAGGAAGACGGGCUCGUACAUCUAUGAAGAGUUUAUGCCGACAGAUGGCACCGAUGUCAAGGUUUACACUGUGGGGCCUGACUACGCUCAUGCCGAAGCCAGAAAGUCUCCUGCUCUGGACGGGAAGGUAGAGCGAGACAGCGAAGGCAAGGAGGUCCGUUACCCCGUCAUGCUGUCAGCCAUGGAGAAACUGGUGGCCCGAAAAGUCUGUUUAGCAUUCAAGCAAACCGUGUGUGGCUUUGACCUCCUUCGAGCCAACGGACACUCCUACGUUUGUGACGUCAACGGUUUCAGCUUUGUCAAGAACUCGAUGAAAUACUACGACGACUGCGCCAAGAUCUUGGGGAAUCUUGUAAUGCGGGAACUGGCCCCUCAGUUUCAGAUUCCCUGGUCAAUCCCCACCGAGGCAGAGGACAUCCCGAUUGUUCCGACCACAUCGGGAACCAUGAUGGAAUUGCGCUGUGUGAUCGCCGUCAUCCGACAUGGCGACAGAACGCCGAAACAGAAGAUGAAAAUGGAAGUCCGCAACCCUUUGUUCUUUGACCUUUUCGAAAAAUAUGGAGGCUACAAAACUGGGAAAUUAAAGCUGAAGAAGCCGAAGCAACUGCAGGAGGUGCUGGACAUCACACGGCAGUUGUUGGCGGAACUGGGUCAGCACAACGACUGUGAGAUCGAGGAGAAGAAGUCCAAACUGGAGCAGCUGAAAACGGUUCUAGAAAUGUACGGGCACUUCUCUGGCAUCAACAGAAAAGUGCAGCUAACCUACUUGCCUUACGGGCAGCCCAAAACCUCCAGCGAAGAAGAAGACACACGUAAGGAAGGUCCGUCUCUGCUGCUGGUGCUAAAAUGGGGAGGAGAACUGACGCCUGCAGGCAGAGUGCAGGCUGAGGAGCUCGGGCGGGCUUUCCGCUGUAUGUACCCUGGAGGACAAGGAGACUACGCCGGUUUUCCUGGAUGCGGAUUACUGCGGUUGCAUAGCACCUAUAGACACGACCUGAAGAUAUAUGCAUCGGACGAAGGCAGGGUGCAGAUGACGGCUGCAGCUUUUGCAAAGGGUUUGUUGGCUUUGGAGGGUGAGCUGACCCCCAUCCUGGUACAAAUGGUCAAGAGUGCGAACAUGAACGGACUGCUGGAUAGCGACAGCGACUCGCUGAGUGGCUGUCAGCAUCGCGUCAAAGCCAGACUUCAUGAGAUUCUACAGAAGGACAGGGACUUUCUGGAUGAAGACUACGACAGGCUGGCCCCAACAUGUAGUGCGUCUUUAGUGAACUCCAUGAAAAUAGUGCAGAACCCGGUGGCAACAUGUGACCAGGUUUACGCCCUCAUUCAAAGUCUCACCGCGCAGAUCCGCAAAAGAAUGGAAGAUCCCAAGUCAGCCGACCUGCAACUGUACCACAGUGAGACACUGGAACUGAUGCUGCAGCGCUGGUCCAAACUUGAGAGAGACUUCCGCAUGAAGAACGGUCGCUACGACAUCAGCAAAAUACCCGACAUUUACGACUGCGUGAAAUACGACGUCAUUCAUAAUGCCACUCUGGGCUUGGAGGACACGUUGGAGCUCUUCAGACUUUCUCGUGCCUUGGCUGACAUUGUCAUUCCACAGGAAUACGGCAUCAACAAAGCUGAGAAACUGGACAUUGCAUAUGCCUACUGUCUCCCACUGGUCCGAAAGAUCCAGCUUGACCUUCAGAGGACUCACGAGGAUGAGUCCGUCAACAAGCUGCACCCUCUAUAUUCCCGUGGAGUCAUGUCGCCGGGACGCCAUGUCAGGACACGUCUAUAUUUCACCAGCGAGAGUCACGUACACUCGCUGCUGAGUAUUUUCCGCUAUGGCGGUUUGCUCGAUGAAGAGAAGGAUCAACAAUGGAAUCGUGCCAUGGAUUACCUGAGCGCCGUCUCGGAACUCAACUACAUGACUCAGAUUGUCAUCAUGCUGUAUGAAGACAACAAUAAGGACCUCACCUCAGAGGAACGCUUCCACGUGGAGCUUCACUUCAGCCCGGGAGUCAAAGGUGUUGAAGAAGAGGAAAAUGCGCCAACCGGCUUCGGCUUCAGGCCGGCCUCUGCGGAGGUCGCGCGACAGAAUGGGCAAAAGCAGACUGACCCUGGGAGCCUGGAGGACCUCUCACGUGAUGAGACGGACAGAGCCGUGCCGCUGUCUGAGCCAAUCACCAUCCAGAGAAGAUCGCCACUUAUACGCAACCAUAAGACUGGAUCUAUGGAGGUUCUGUCCGAGACUUCAUCCUCGAAAGUGGGGAGUUAUCGCCUCUUCUCCUUCUGUUCUCGUCAAUCUCCUGACAUCAAACAAAGUGGGCUAGGCUCUCAGUGUGCCGGGCUGUUCAGCACCACUGUCCUAGGUGGGUCCUCUAGCGCACCUAACCUGCAGGACUACGCACGCGCGCACCGCAAAAAAUUCUCCACCAGCAGUCUGUCCUACAAAGACGAAUUGUUGUCUAUGCCGGCAGUAAAGCGAUUUUCUGUGUCGUUUGCAAAGCAUCCGACUAAUGACCCAUUGGAGGAGUGCCACGUGGCCCAGUUGUUGAGGCGUUUCUCCACAGACCCCAGUCUGUGCCGCCAUCUUUCUUUGGACGGUGCACUCACCCACCAUCUCCACCAGUGCUCCUACCACCUCCGCCUCUUCCGAAACUGGCUUAUCUCCGGCCAGGACCCCCUAGAGUACCUCCAUGGUUUUGAAGGAUGCUCCAUGGUGCCCUCCAUCUACCCUCUGGAAACGCUGCACAACUCGCUGUCACUCAAACAGGUCAACGAGUUCCUCACAAGCGUGUGCGAGAGCGCCGGGGAUCCUCACACCAGGACGACCAGAGCUCUGUCGGCCAUGUUUGGCGCGCACAACCACCCGUCGGGGGACUCGUACAUCCCGCACAGAGUCCUCUCCUCGUCCAUGUCGCUUCGAUCUCGUUCAGAUAAACCUCCGUGGUACAGCAGCGGUCCAUCCAGUACGGUAUCCAGCGCCGGCCCGUCGUCUCCCACGACAGCCGACACGUCCCCACGUUUCAGUUUCAGUGACAAGAUCUCCCUGACUCCUCAAAGUAGCGAGGAAACCCAUUCCUCUCAAAACGUCCCAUCCCAAGCCGCUCCACCGAUAGCAUCCCAAGCUCCGGAUGCUAAUUUCCUCUGCGUGUCGUACCCUUCUGAAGCACCUCAGACGCCAAAUACCUCACCCCAGGACGGCGGCGGCGGGGGCGAUGAAUGCGGUAGCGCCGACGUUCAACUCCAACAAUCCGAUCCGGAAGCUGCGGAUCUUUCCGGCUGCGGCAUUUUAGACGCGGCUUUGAGGCCGCCCUGCUCCGCUUUGACCGAGCUGUCUCUCGGUCGGAUGGAAGGUUACUGCCUCCCGAGCUCACUUCCUGUGUUGCUGGAGCUCAGGGAGAGCAGCAGCGAAGCCGGGUCCAGCUCCCAGACCCCCGUGUCCCCUGAAGGACCGGACGAGUUCUUUGACACUCAGGAGUCGUUGGAUUUGUGGCUCGACAGUCCCGAGAGCCUCCCGGAAUCGGAGACGCCUCUUGAGGUGAGCGCGGAUCCUCCGGAAGAGCCGUGAGGUCUAACGGGUGGACGGGGCGGAUCAGGAACCACCACCGAGGGGGGGGGGGGGGCGUUUUGAUAAUCAGCUUGGGUACUGAGAUUAAUGUCGCUUACUGGGACGUAUUGGUUUCAAAACUGCGGUUGCCGUUGCGUGGACGUUGGCCAGCGACUUAAGGCCAACGGGCAAAAUUCAAACGGGUGCGUUUUGUUCCUCGUCCUAAAAAAGGAUGAAACAUCAGACAAAACGGUUCUAUGGACUUACCAAGUACCGGUUCCUUUCCUGUUGCCCCCCCCACAGACCUGCCGACACGUAAUACUGCGUCUUCGCUCUCUUAAGGUACGCAACUUAAGGUGCGCAUCUCGAAUAAUCCUCAAGCGACCUGUACGACCUUCUCCGCUUUUUCCGGAUCUUCUGCCUGUUGUCCUGCACGGAAUAGCUGCAGCUGCAGUGUUCCCGUAGUCGGCUUAAUACGGGAAGCUAACAAGCUAAAUAGUCCAUGACAGUUUUGGUUGAAAGCUUAUUUAUUAUUAUAAUAAAAAAAAUAUUUUAAACAUCUUUAACAAGAAAAAGCUGAAAUGUUAACUAUUAUAUAUAUAUAUAUAUAUAUAUAUAUAUAUAUAUGUAUUUAUUUGAAAUGUUAACUAUUACUUUAAAUAUGUAUGACUAUUUUAUAAAACCUAUUUGUCAAAAAAUAUGCAAAAGUUAUGUAUUCUUUAGUAUACAUGAAGUAUUUUUUCAAUUAUAAAAAUAGGUAAAUGAAAUAAAAUACAAAUAUAUGGCAUUUAUUUUAAAAAGCAAAACUAACAUUUUAACAAGAAAAAGCUGAAAUGUUAAAUAAUAACUAUUACUUUAAAUAUGUAUGACUAUUUUAUAAAAGUAGAUAUUGCCUUUUUAAUAUACAUGAAGUAUUCCCGAUUAUAAAAAAAAUAGGUAAAUGAAAUAAAAUACAAAUAUAUGGCAUUUAUUUUAAAAAGCAAAACUAACAUUUUAACAAGAAAAAGCUGAAAUGUUAACUAUUAACUAUUACUUUAAAUAUGUAGGACUAUUUUAUAAAAGUCGAUAUUGCCUAUUUGUCAAAAAAAAUGCAAAAGUUAUGUAUUUUUUUGUAUACAUGAAGUAUUCCUGAUUAUAAAAAUAGGUAAAUGAAAUAAAAUACAAAUAUAUGGCAUUUAUUUUAAAAAGCAAAACUAACAUUUUAACAAGAAUUAGCUGAAAUGUUAACUAUUAACUAUUACUUUAAAUAUGUAUGACUAUUUUAUAAAAGUAGAUAUUGCCUAUUUGUCCAAAAAAAAUGCAAAAGUUAUGUAUUUUUUGUAUACAUGAAGUAUUCCUGAUUAUAAAAAUAGGUAAAUGAAAUAAAAUACAAAUAUAUGGCAUUUAUUUUAAAAAGCAAAACUAACAUUUUAACAAGAAAAAGCUGAAUAUGUAUGACUAUUUUAUAAAAGUAGAUAUUGCCAAACUUAUUUUUGUCAAAAAAAAAUGCAAAAGUUAUGUAUUUUUUUUGUAUACAUGAAGUAUUCCCGAUUAUAAAAAUGGGUAAAUAAAAUAAAAUACAAAUAUACGACAUUUAGGAAACCUAUUCAUACAUAUUGGGAUCAUACGUAGUAUUCUACACUACUUUACUCGAUGUCGGUAACGUUACUGUAAUAUUUGGUGAGACACACAAGCACCAGAUCCCGAUCGCAGAAACAACGGGCUUUUAUUGCAGCUUUCAAUGACGUCGCAACAGGCACAAGAACCCGGGGGCGUCAUUUCUUGUCCGCCCCACACCACUCCCCCCCCCCUCAUAGUCUUAUUUAUGUGUUAAAUUGCUUAUUUUUUCUUAUUAUGUCUUAUAUUGGGGUAACAGUAGGGGUGUUAGUUCAUGUCCAACGGACUCUAAUUAAGGUUUCAAGGUUAUAAACAGGUUUUAUGUGUGAGAUUUUUGGCAGGUCUGUGCAUGUCGACAUCGACUUUUUUUUUUUUUUCGGAGGGUGGACCCCGGGGACUUGAUGAGUCGGUCCACGGGUCGAUGUCAUAAAGGGGUUGUUCCGCCGUACUUGAGCAAAUGUAAGCUGGUUUAAAUGCUUGGCUUUGAACUCUGCAAUCAAACCCGUUGACGACUAUACUAUAUAUGUCGUUAACGUUGAUUGGAUAGGCGGAUUAAUUAUUCCAGCACAUUGGGAAUCACGGAAGAGUGAUCAUGGGAAGAGUCUGAGCUUUUGCAAAAAAAGAGUGUGUGCUGUUACUUGAUGAUGAUGAUGAUGAUGCUAGCGCUAGCCAAACUGCCAAAGGUGAGAUUUGACGGUGAAAUAUUUAUUUUGACGUCAUAUAUUUUCAAUAGAACUGUAUCACCGUACGCUUUUGUGCCAUUGUAUUUUUCUAAGCCGGAAUGUAGCAGCUGAUG